This is a messenger RNA of Mandrillus leucophaeus (drill), 3196 nucleotides long. Its product is annotated as fibroblast growth factor receptor 1. Lineage: Eukaryota; Metazoa; Chordata; Mammalia; Primates; Cercopithecidae. The record is from RefSeq and is a predicted model, not a curated record. The transcript has 19 exons. The coding region runs from base 204 to 2765 and encodes 853 amino acids. Gene Ontology annotation, molecular function: fibroblast growth factor receptor activity; fibroblast growth factor binding; ATP binding. Gene Ontology annotation, biological process: positive regulation of cell differentiation; protein phosphorylation; multicellular organism development. Gene Ontology annotation, cellular component: membrane; signaling receptor complex.
AACUUUUCCGCCAACUUGCGCUCGGGAGCUGGCGAGGCGGCGGCGGCUCCUCGAAGUGGGAGAGCUGCAAGGUCACGGUGGUCCAGCCAGCCCCUGCUGUCUCACCAGACACUGUCCACCCUUUAUGUUGGAUCAGUACUCCAGUGAGAAGACAGCAGGCACUUUCACCCAUGCAGCCCAUUCAGUCUUCAUAACCACCUGUGAUGGAGGCAGGGAUCAGUUUGAAAAGGAGGAUUGAGCUCACGGUGGAGUAUCCAUGGAGGUGUGGAGCCUUGUCACCAACCUCUAAGUGCAGAACUGGGAUGUGGAGCUGGAAGUGCCUCCUCUUCUGGGCUGUGCUGGUCACAGCCACGCUCUGCACCGCUAGGCCAUCCCCGACCUUGCCUGAACAAGCCCAGCCCUGGGGAGCCCCUGUGGAAGUGGAGUCCUUCCUGGUCCACCCCGGUGACCUGCUGCAGCUUCGCUGUCGGCUGCGGGACGAUGUGCAGAGCAUCAACUGGCUGCGGGACGGGGUGCAGCUGGCAGAAAGCAACCGCACCCGCAUCACAGGGGAGGAGGUGGAGGUGCAGGACUCCGUGCCCGCGGACUCCGGCCUCUAUGCUUGCGUAACCAGCAGCCCCUCGGGCAGCGACACCACCUACUUCUCCGUCAAUGUUUCAGAUGCUCUCCCCUCCUCAGAGGAUGAUGAUGAUGAUGAUGACUCCUCUUCAGAGGAGAAAGAGACAGAUAACACCAAACCAAACCGUAUGCCCGUAGCUCCAUAUUGGACAUCCCCAGAAAAGAUGGAAAAGAAAUUGCAUGCGGUGCCAGCUGCCAAGACAGUGAAGUUCAAAUGCCCUUCCAGUGGGACCCCAAACCCCACACUGCGCUGGUUGAAAAAUGGCAAAGAAUUCAAACCUGACCACAGGAUUGGAGGCUACAAGGUCCGUUAUGCCACCUGGAGCAUCAUAAUGGACUCCGUGGUGCCCUCUGACAAGGGCAACUACACCUGCAUUGUGGAGAAUGAGUAUGGCAGCAUCAACCACACCUACCAGCUGGAUGUCGUGGAGCGGUCCCCUCACCGGCCCAUCCUGCAAGCAGGGUUGCCUGCCAACAAGACGGUGGCCCUGGGUAGCAACGUGGAGUUCAUGUGUAAGGUGUACAGUGACCCACAGCCGCAUAUCCAGUGGCUAAAGCACAUCGAGGUGAACGGGAGCAAGACUGGUCCAGACAACCUGCCUUAUGUCCAGAUCUUGAAGACUGCUGGAGUUAAUACCACCGACAAAGAGAUGGAGGUGCUUCACUUAAGAAAUGUCUCCUUUGAGGACGCAGGGGAGUAUACGUGCUUGGCGGGUAACUCUAUCGGACUCUCCCAUCACUCUGCAUGGUUGACCGUUCUGGAAGCUCUGGAAGAGAGGCCGACGGUGAUGACCUCGCCCCUGUACCUGGAGAUCAUCAUCUAUUGCACAGGGGCCUUCCUCAUCUCCUGCAUGGUAGGGUCGGUCAUCGUCUACAAGAUGAAGAGUGGCACCAAGAAGAGCGACUUCCACAGCCAGAUGGCUGUGCACAAGCUGGCCAAGAGCAUCCCUCUGCGCAGACAGGUGUCUGCUGACUCCAGUGCGUCCAUGAACUCUGGGGUUCUUCUGGUUCGGCCAUCACGGCUCUCCUCCAGUGGGACUCCCAUGCUAGCAGGGGUCUCCGAGUAUGAGCUUCCUGAAGACCCUCGCUGGGAGCUGCCUCGGGACAAACUGGUCUUAGGCAAACCCCUGGGAGAGGGCUGCUUUGGGCAGGUGGUGUUGGCAGAGGCCAUCGGGUUGGACAAGGACAAACCCAACCGUGUGACCAAAGUGGCUGUGAAGAUGUUGAAGUCGGACGCAACAGAGAAAGACUUGUCAGACCUGAUCUCAGAAAUGGAGAUGAUGAAGAUGAUUGGGAAGCAUAAGAAUAUCAUCAACCUGCUGGGGGCCUGCACGCAGGACGGUCCCUUGUAUGUCAUCGUGGAGUAUGCCUCCAAGGGCAACCUGCGGGAGUACCUGCAGGCCCGGAGGCCCCCGGGGCUGGAAUACUGCUACAACCCCAGCCACAACCCAGAGGAGCAGCUCUCCUCCAAGGACCUGGUGUCCUGCGCCUAUCAGGUGGCCCGAGGCAUGGAGUAUCUGGCCUCCAAGAAGUGCAUACACCGAGACCUGGCCGCCAGGAAUGUCCUGGUGACAGAGGACAAUGUGAUGAAGAUAGCAGACUUUGGCCUCGCACGGGACAUUCACCACAUCGACUACUAUAAAAAGACAACCAACGGUCGACUGCCUGUGAAGUGGAUGGCGCCCGAGGCAUUGUUUGACCGGAUCUACACCCACCAGAGUGAUGUGUGGUCUUUCGGGGUGCUCCUGUGGGAGAUCUUCACUCUGGGCGGCUCCCCAUACCCUGGUGUGCCUGUGGAGGAGCUUUUCAAGCUGCUGAAGGAGGGUCACCGCAUGGACAAGCCCAGUAACUGCACCAACGAGCUGUACAUGAUGAUGCGGGACUGCUGGCAUGCAGUGCCCUCACAGAGACCCACCUUCAAGCAGCUGGUGGAAGACCUGGACCGCAUCGUGGCCUUGACCUCCAACCAGGAGUACCUGGACCUGUCCAUGCCCCUGGACCAGUACUCCCCGAGCUUUCCCGACACCCGGAGCUCUACAUGCUCCUCAGGGGAGGAUUCCGUCUUCUCUCAUGAGCCGCUGCCCGAGGAGCCCUGCCUGCCCCGACACCCAGCCCAGCUUGCCAAUGGCGGACUCAAACGCCGCUGACUGCCACCCACACGCCCUCCCCAGACUCUACCGUCAGCUGUAACCCUCACCCACAGCCCCUGUCAGGCCCACUGCCUGUCCGUCCCUGUCCCCUUUCCUGCUGGCAGGAGCCCGCUGCCUACCGGGGGCCUUCCUGUGUGGCCUGCCUUCACCCCGCUCAGCUCACCUCUUCCUCCGCCUCCUCUCCACCUGUUGGUGAGAGGUGCAAAGAGGCAGAUCCUUGCUGCCGGCCACUUCAUCCCCUCCCAGAUGUUGGACCAAGACCCCUCCCUGCCACCAGGCACUGCCUGGAGGGCGGGGAGUGGGAGCCGAUGAACAGGCAUGCAAGUGAGAGCUUCCUGAGCUUUCUCGUGUCGGUUUGGUCUGUUUCGCCUUCACCCGUAAUCCCCUUGCACUCUGGUGGCAACAGAGUCCCCCCAGUCCUCCAGCCU